Camellia sinensis is the source of this 1935-nucleotide messenger RNA. The record is from RefSeq and is a predicted model, not a curated record. Lineage: Eukaryota; Viridiplantae; Streptophyta; Magnoliopsida; Ericales; Theaceae.
AUGCCCUCCUUGUCUGAGUUACACUUGUUUGAUUGUCAUCUCCCCAACUUUCCAAAAGCUAUACAGAAUAUAAAUUUUACUUCCCUCUUGGUCCUCGAUCUCUCUUUUAACGAGUUUCACUCUUUGUUGCCUCUAUGGCCUUUCAAUAUUAGUACUCUUGUGGAAUUCAAUGUUAGUUUAAACAAUUUUACGAGUUCCAUUGUCAAUGCUGCUUUGGGAAACUAUAGUAACCUGCAAUCACUAGAUCUAUCUUCUAGCUCAGUUAAUGGUGACAUAAGUGAACUUUUAGAGGGAUUGUCUGGGUGUUGUAACAGUAGCUUGAAGGAGUUGAUAUUGGGGUCCAACAAAUUUAAUGGGAAGUUGCCCGAUUCGUUGGAACACUUGAAUUAUUUGAGAUCCCUUGUACUGAAUGAUAAUCUGAUCUCAGGUCCAAUUCUAGAAUCUAUUGGAAGGUUGUUUUUUCUAAAGGAAUUGGACCUUUCUUUUAAUGAGAUGAAUGGGUCUAUCCCUACAAGUUUAGGAAGACUCACAGAGUUGACUAAAUUGCAACUCUUCCAUAAUUCUUGGAAAGGCCUCGUGUCCCAAAACCAUUUACAGGGUCUUGCAAAACUACGAGUUUUCUCCGUAUCUUCAGACACAACUUGCGUUUUUGAUGUGACACAUGAAUGGAUUCCUCCAUUUAGUCUGUUAGCUAUCCAAAUCAGCAACUAUCUGUUGGGUCCAAAAUUUCCAACAUGGCUGAGAAAUCAGAAAGAACUUUUAUCCAUUGUCCUCACAAAUGUCUCCAUUUCAGAUACAAUACCUGAUUGGUUUUGGAAAUUGUCGAUGCAGAUUGACAUGCUCUAUUUAUCUAACAACCAAAUUGGCGGUGUUGUUCCCAACUCAUUAGGAUUUUCCUUGGUGGACUUGAGUUUCAAUCACUUGGAAGGCACAAUCCCACUCUGGCCUAACAUAACGUUUCUCUUUCUGAACAACAAUUUAUUUUCAGGAGCAAUUCCUUGGACUAUUGGCAGUGUCAUGUCAUUGUUAAUCACGCUUAAUCUUUCUGGGAACUCUCUAAAUUGUACCAUUCCUUUGUCCAUAUGUAAAUUGAAUGCUUUGAUUGGAAUCUAUCUUUCUGACAAUCAUCUAUCUAGACAAAUUCCCAUCCAUUUGGGGGACUUGCGAGUUCUUGGGAGCAUAGAUCUGUCCCAAAACAAUCUCUCUGGCCAUGUUCCUGAAUUAAUGUGCUCGCUAUCAUUUCUUUAUUGGUUGAGGUUGAGUGGUAACAAUCUUUCUGGCGAACUCUCUUGGUUGAAGAAUUGCAAGAGUUUGAACACUCUUGAUCUUGGAGAUAACAAAUUUUCCUGGAACAUACCAGGAUGUGAAAGGAAGACAAUUUGGGUAUACCAGCUUUCGAGUAAUAAUCUAUCUGGGGAAAUCCUAGAAGAGAUAACAAAUCUAUCAGACUUGGGUACCUUGAAUUUAUCAAGAAACCAAUUGACAAGAAAGAUACCAAAGAAAAUUGGAGAAUUGCGAUGGUUAGAAACGCUAGACCUUUCGAGCAACCACAUCUCCGGUUCAAUUUCUUUAACCAUGUCUUCUUUAACAUCACUGAGCCAUUUGAACUUGUCAUACAACAACCUUUCCGGGUCAAUUCCUUCAACCAAUCAGUUCCAGACUUUCAAUGAUCCAUCCAUUUAUGAAGGUAACCCGGAACUUUGUGGGCUCCCAUUGUCAACCAAGUGUUCUGCUGCAAUUGAUGUUGAUGCAAAAGACAAAGAUGGCAAAAAAAUGGUGGACAAUAUGGAAGACGAGUAUGAUGAGUUGUGGUUCUAUCUUAGCACAGGAGUUGGAUUCGUUGUAGGAUUUUGUGUUGUUUGUGGCACUUUGGUACUAAAAAGGUCUUGGAGACAUGCUUAUUUUCGUUACCUAGAUGUUACCCAGAUGAAGUGA